UGAGUUCUUCCUCUUCUUAUAUACUUUCUCCUUCACCCAACAGCUGGUUCCUUUUUAUUUUUGUCAACUACUGCUUUUUUUUUUUCUUAAAAUUGGUUUGAUUCUUGUUCUUAUAUCAGUAUCAGUUCGAAAGGAUUGAUUUUUUGGGCUUGAUUUAGAGUAAUGGGCGUGACGGAACUUGGAAAUUUGGGGGAAAUUAGGUUUUUCUUGAAUUGUCUACAAGGUAGUAGCUACUACAUAUAUUGGGUCAGAAGACCAACAUUUCUGUUACCUGUUUCAUGGGAUUCGCCAUCAGCGUCACAUUACCUAACUGUGGAAGUAAGUUAUUAUUAAAGAGGAGUUUUAGAGACAAAGCACCUUUGUCUCUUGCCAUUUGCUGGGAGUUUUGCUCUUUCUGUCAUUGCCUUCAUCCUGCACAGCCUCUGUUGGUCAGACAUCAAAGGAGGAUGUCAUGGACAACCAUCAAAAGCUCGGUUGGUGGGGACAGAUUCGAUCCAGCAUCCGGUUCUUCAAGUAAUAGUAGCUCCAGAGGUCUACGGCUAAUCAAGGCCAUACAAGUUCUCAGAACUAAGCUUCUGGUGAAAAUUCAGGAGAUAAAGAAAGAUCUGCCCAAGAAACUCUUCUUUCUCUUGGUGGGAUUCUACUCUGCAACUGCUUUCUCUACAUUUAUAGGACAAACAGGAGACUGGGAUGUUCUAUCUGCUGGAUUGGCUGUGCUUGUAGUUGAAGGCAUUGGAGCUUUAAUGUACAGAGCUUCUAUUCCAUUAAUCAACAAGAUGCGGAGCACAAUCACCAUGUUUAAUUAUUGGAAGACCGGACUCGCCCUCGGACUGUUCCUAGACUCAUUCAAGUUUUAGCUCAGACCUCGUGAGCAACAAGAAAGACCGCUGGCAAUGGAGAGUGAUCAGCAAAAUUUUGACAAGCUGUGUCUCCUUUAUGCCUGGAAUCAAUACAUGAGGGUUGUGCAGACUUAAACGCUCGUUGAAGACAAAUCUCAGGUUUCAGCUUUUCAAAUCACAAGCUAGAAGACAAGGGAUCAGACCUUGGAACAUACAAAAGCCGGUCACCAGCAAACAAUACUCGAGACUUGUCUGUAAAGCCAUGUAGUUGAUUCUGAGUCGAAAAACUAUUGCAUUGCAGAUCGAAAGGUUUAUACUAGCAUUGAUUUCCUGAAACAUCUUCCGUCCAUUCUCUAUGUUUUUUGAAGAAAUUUCUAAAAUUUCCACUUUUCAUCUUCUAUGUAAUUUGCAGCCUAAACCUUGUUGAUUAAGCUCUUGACGUUAACAAACAUAUGACUUUUAAACUC
Messenger RNA from Camelina sativa (false flax), 1306 nucleotides. RefSeq lists its product as uncharacterized. NCBI's taxonomy places the organism in Eukaryota, Viridiplantae, Streptophyta, Magnoliopsida, Brassicales, Brassicaceae. The record is from RefSeq and is a predicted model, not a curated record.